Molecule: messenger RNA, 489 nt
Organism: Trypanosoma grayi
Lineage: Eukaryota; Euglenozoa; Kinetoplastea; Trypanosomatida; Trypanosomatidae
Exons: 1
Coding region: 1-489 (162 amino acids)
Source: RefSeq, a predicted model, not a curated record
AUGGCUAGAGGAGGGGCCGGCGCCGAAAGGAUUCGUGCGGUGCUAAAGGGCAUGGGUGGCGACGAAAAACUUACAGAAACAACCGCCAGCGGAAUGGAAAACACCCCACGCCCAUACAGAAUGACACAUCGCUCCGUUAAAAGAGGAGCGCUGGCGCACGCAGCAGUCGCCGAGGUGGAGCACGACUUGGGCCCCCGCUUUCUGGCGCAGCUGGGAAAACACGCGGGCUCACCAGAGCCCCCUCGGGGCAGAGUGCGUUAUAUACNGGAAAACACCCCACGCCCAUACAGAAUGACACAUCGCUCCGUUAAAAGAGGAGCGCUGGCGCACGCAGCAGUCGCCGAGGCGGAGCACGACUUGGGCCCCCGCUUUCUGGCGCAGCUGGGAAAACACGCGGGCUCACCAGAGCCCCCUCGGGGCAGAGUGCGUUAUAUACGCCGUUUGGCCGUGACCGCCAAUAUGUCCGAGGAGUUGGCGCCGUGGGUGUGA